Molecule: messenger RNA, 687 nt
Organism: Alnus glutinosa
Lineage: Eukaryota; Viridiplantae; Streptophyta; Magnoliopsida; Fagales; Betulaceae
Product: copper-transporting ATPase PAA2, chloroplastic-like
Exons: 4
Coding region: 1-555 (184 amino acids)
Biological process (GO): copper ion homeostasis
Cellular component (GO): membrane
Molecular function (GO): ATP hydrolysis activity; copper ion binding; P-type divalent copper transporter activity
Source: RefSeq, a predicted model, not a curated record
AUGGGAAGGCUCCAGCAGAAGGGUAUCAAAGCAGUUGUUGUAUCAGGAGACAGGGAAGAGGCAGUUGCAACUAUUGCGAAGACAGUUGGAAUAGGAAGUGAUUGUAUCAAUGCUUCCUUGACUCCACAGCAGAAAUCUGAAGUUAUAUCAACUCUAAAAUCUGCUGGGCAUCAUGUUGCUAUGGUAGGUGAUGGCAUAAAUGAUGCACCCUGUCUGGCUCUUGCCGAUGUUGGGAUUGCUCUGCAGAUUGAAGCACAAGAGAACGCCGCAUCAGAUGCAGCAUCCAUUGUACUUCUUGGAAACAAACUUUCACAAGUUGUAGAUGCGUUGGAACUUUCACGGGCAACAAUGUCGAAAGUGUACCAAAAUUUGUCAUGGGCGAUAGCAUACAAUGUGGUUGCCGUUCCCAUAGCCGCUGGAGUACUCCUUCCCCAGUAUGAUUUUGCCAUGACACCUUCACUAUCAGGUGGGCUGAUGGCUCUGAGCUCGAUAUUUGUUGUCACUAACUCGUUGCUUCUACAGUUCCAAGGGCCUCAGAAAAGCAGAAAGACCUAGCUUUGAAUCAGAUGCCAGUUCCGGAUUGAGUUUUUUUUAUUUUCUUUUCUUUCCUAGUAAAGGAUGAGUUUGCUUCUAUGAUUUAAAAAUAAUAUUAAUAAUAAUAAAAUAAAAGGGAUUUGAGUGUGUGCA